AAAUUGAAGUUUGAAUGCUCCAGACCUUGAACGGUGACCUUGGACUACCUCAUGAUGAUUGCGUUGGUGUUUCCCCAUCCCACCCAGAAUGAAUAAUAGAGGAAUCCCUAUGUUACCUCGUAGAUGGUUGAAAUGUCCGCGUAUGGGAGACAUGAUAUUAGAUAUAUUCAUUCCAUUCAAAACACCGUUGGACAAUAAGUUUGAUCAUUUCAUCGAUCCGGAUGAUGUGUUUCACGUAGACGAUGCAUUCAAAACAGCGGAACCGUACAAACUUGGUCUAAUUAUCGACUUAACAAAAUCUCGUAGGUUUUAUAAUCGACGCGAAGUAACAGAACAGGACUGUAAAUAUUUGAAAAUAGAAUGUAAAGGUAAUGAGGAACGACCAACAUCAGAACAAGUGAAUCUUUUUAUACAAAUUGUUAAUCAAUUUCUCGACAAUAAUACUGGAAAUCAGAAAAUAGGAGUUCAUUGCACUCACGGAUUCAACAGAACGGGAUUUAUGAUUAUUGCUUAUCUCGUUGAAGAGUUGAACUAUGGCGUAGAUAUAGCGGUUCAAAUAUUUUCGGAUGCUAGGCCUCCUGGAAUUUACAAGGCAGAUUAUUUAGAAGAUCUCUUCACACGUUAUGGGUGUAUCGAGGAUUGCCCACAAGCCCCUUCACUUCCUGAUUGGUGUACAGAGGACGAAGAAUACAGUUUACCUACGCCAGCUAAGAGAAAAAACGAAGAAUUGUGUACAAACGUGGAUAAUCAAGAGACAGUUUCCUCAUCAAAAAUAUCACGCCUAAGCGAUCAUAUAGAAGAAAAUGUGCCUUUUAGUGUUCCUACAAGCAAAAGCUUUCCUCCACCGCCUCCAGGAAAUCCAGAUUUUAUGGAAGGGGUUUCUAAGGUUGAUGUUUUGGCUCAGGACAGUCCAGAAGCACAUGAGGCACGCGAUUUAUCGGACAAACUGUGCAAAAUGGGUGGUUUUUUAUUUAUAGAGGGUCACUUGUUUCCUGCAACCGAUUCAACAUCUGAAAAUGAACAAGAACCUGAGAAUUUAGAAGCAAAUCGCAGCGAAAAGACUUCAAAACCAUCUAAAAGGCCUUUACGUUUCAAAGGUAGUCAACCAGUCUCCAUAACACAACGAAAUAUAGCAGCUCUGGUCAACUCUGAUUAUUGUGUAACGUACAAGGCUGAUGGCACUCGUUAUCUUAUGCUCAUAAUGGGUCCUGGUCGUGUCUAUCUAAUAGAUCGGGGAAAUUUUGUUUACAAGCCAAAUGUUUUGCAUUUUCCGACGGUAUCGUGGGUUCGCGAAAAUGAAAAACGUGGUCCAAAUUCUGGUCGUUCAGACUUCCUAAAUGAUCCUGAUGGUCACUUGUUUAAUACGCUUUUGGACGGUGAACUUGUACUUUGUCACGACCAUUCUAAACCUCCUAACAUAUCCACAUCAGAAAUAUCUGGAACACCUAGAUUCUUAAUUUAUGAUAUAAUUACUUUAAACAAUAAACCUGUUGGUCGGUCUGCAUUUUUGAACGUUAUUCGACAAUUGACAAGCAAGUUAUAUGGCCCAGAAAUACCGGUGGUCACUUGGGACUAGUUGACUUUAGUACGCAAUCUUUUUCAGUCAGGCGAAAAGCAUUUCGCGCUCUGCAAGAUACUGAAGAGCUACUCAAACCUGCGUUUUUGCAAAGCUUGGACCACUCAACAGAUGGCCUUAUAUUUCAGCCUUGUGGUCCUGAAGAUUUUUAUGUUCUUGGAACUUGCCCACAAACCUUAAAAUGGAAACCUCCAAGUAUGAACACAAUUGACUUCAAAUGUAAAGUGGAAUAUCAACGAAAAGUUGGGUAAGGCUACAACUUAUUCUUCUAUUACAAUUCGUUUAAGUUGUUUUUUCCGUUAUAUGUGUUAAUGAUAUGACUUAAGGGAUUGAUAAGAACAUGGAAAAGAAUUUGCACCUUUAACAAAGACUAUUGUUACUUCUAGUAACUUAUCUCUCAAUGAUCAACAGGAAGAUAAGUGGUCCGUGACUACAAAGAAUUAUUAUUUAGGAACAAUACAAUUUUUUUAUAUACGUUCAUAACCAACCUGAAAUCAUAAAAGAAAAAUUACCGGAUUGUUAUCCUUCAUCGGUCCAACGGCAAAAUAAACCGACCAACAAGAUUACUCAGAUCACGUGUGAAAUAGAAAGUCUGUUUCAUCAACCUAUAGUCUAUACUAUUGGUUUCUAAUUUAGUUACUCCUUAUCAAUCAAUUUAUGUAGUGCCAAAUCACGGAAGUUUGAAACAGGGCACUAAUAAAUUUCGAAUCGUAAAAUCCAUAUAGAACAUUCCCGAAUGAAUCAUUAUAUGGUAAAGAUUUAAAUAAUAAUAUUACUUAUGCCUGUUACCCCUCGUGGAGGAACAUAGGGCUCCCACCAGCAUUAUCCAUCCAACUCUGUUUUGGGCAAUUCUUUCCAGUUGCUAUUCAUCCUUCUCAUGUCUGCUCCCAAUUAUCGAUGCAGCGUGUCCUUUGGCCUUCCUUUUUCCUUUUCACUUCAGUAUUCCAAGUUAGGGCUUGUCCCAUGGUACAGUUUGGUGGUCUCCGCAAUGUAUUUCCUAUCCACCUUCAGCGUCUUUCCUAACUUCCUCUUCAUCUGGGAGCUGGUUUGUUCUCUCCCACAGAAGGUUGUUGCUGAUGGUAUCUGGCCAACGGACAUUGAGUAUCUUACGUAGACAAUUGUUUAUAAAUACUUGUACAUUUUGAUGAUGGUUGUGCUAGUUCUCUAGGUUUCAGCUCUGUACUUUAGAACAGGCUUACCGUUUGUGUCGCACUAAGCGCUAGAGCUGAGGCAGCACUAGUCGAUUGGAUCCCCAUUAGAAGUCGGUUAUGUGCUGUUAGAUCAGAAAGUUCCAUCAAAGUGAGAAAUCGGCAUGAGAAACGAUGUCUUUCUGUCAUCUCCGCCUAUGCCCCGACAGAUUGCAGCCCGGAUGCAGUCAAGGAUGAAUUCCACUAUCAGUUAACUGUUCUCCAGAAAGUGCGUUCGACAGAUAUUGUAGUACUAGCCGGAGACUUGAAUGCUCAGGUCGGGCGUCUAGGCACAGAAGAGAGUCGUUUAGGUGGCCGAUGGGGACUCGUUGGUCGUAGGUCAGAUAACGGGGACCGUCUACUGCAACUUUGCACAGACCACAACCUGUUUCUGGCUAACACUAACUUUCGGCACAGUCAUCGCCGAUGUGCCACCUGACGUCCUCCCUCUGCAUCUCAAGCCUGGACUCAGAUUGAUCACAUCGCGAUCAGCUACCGCUGGCGUGGUUGUGUACAAGACUACCGCUCCUUUUGGAGUACCUAUUUGGACUCUGACCAUGCCUUGGUCUGCACCAAUCUUACCUUACUUUUCAGUGGACAACUAAGUGACCGCCAUCAACGGAUUGAUAUUAGCAAGCUGGUUGCAACUUCUGUUGCAAGUAAGUAUCGAACCGAGCUAGCCUCUAGGCUAGCUACCAGUCCACCGAAAAGUAUAGAUGAGCAUUGGUUGCAAUUGCAUGACGCCAUGAAAAUGGUGGGUACAGUCAGUUGUGGGUUUGCGAAACGUCCCGCUUAUAAGCACUGAGUUUCUUCAGGUUCCUUAUAACUCAUUGAAGCCCGUCGGUCUACUCCGGGUGACCGUGAGUUUGACCAUAAACGAAGGAGAUGUUACGUACUGAAAUUGGGCAAAGCUUGCGUAAGGACCGAGAAGCCUGGUGGUCGAAGCGUGCUAAUGAGCUGGAAGCAGCAGCUGCAUCUGGUAGUUACCGGAAGCUCUUCCAACUCAUCCGAACCACUGGCAGCAAGAAGUCUGGUGUGAGUGAAACAAUCUGCGAGGAUGAUGGGAUGCCAAUCACUAACAUCCAUCGACGUCUUGGACGAUGGGCAGAAUUUUUCGAAGGGCAGUUCAACUGGCCUGCUGCUCCGGCAACAUCGGUCAGACUGUCCUGCCCUCCAUGGCUGGUGACGACUGAUCCACCAAACGAGGAGGAAGUCCGCAAGGAACUCCAACUCUUGGAGCGUUACAAAUCAUCAGACCCAGAUGACUUACCUCCGGCUCUUUUUAAAGAUGGUGGUGACUUUCUGACCAAGGAACUGACGACGUUGUUUACAAAGGUUUGAGAACUAGAGAGUGUACCAACAUCAUGGAAUGAGUCGAUAGUUGUCCCUAUCUUUAAAAAGGGUUCACAUCGUUCCUGUAACAUCUAUCGGGGAUAAGUCUACUUCCGAUUGCGUCCAAG
Molecule: messenger RNA, 4223 nt
Organism: Schistosoma haematobium
Lineage: Eukaryota; Metazoa; Platyhelminthes; Trematoda; Strigeidida; Schistosomatidae
Exons: 7
Coding region: 89-1576 (495 amino acids)
Biological process (GO): 7-methylguanosine mRNA capping; protein dephosphorylation
Molecular function (GO): protein tyrosine/serine/threonine phosphatase activity; ATP binding; mRNA guanylyltransferase activity
Source: RefSeq, a predicted model, not a curated record